This is a messenger RNA of Arabidopsis lyrata subsp. lyrata, 1719 nucleotides long. RefSeq names its product AT-hook motif nuclear-localized protein 15. The record is from RefSeq and is a predicted model, not a curated record. NCBI's taxonomy places the organism in Eukaryota, Viridiplantae, Streptophyta, Magnoliopsida, Brassicales, Brassicaceae. Gene Ontology annotation, molecular function: minor groove of adenine-thymine-rich DNA binding; DNA-binding transcription factor activity. Gene Ontology annotation, cellular component: nucleus. The transcript has 3 exons. The coding region runs from base 507 to 1433 and encodes 308 amino acids.
GAGGUAUUGGGGGUAUUAUAGUAAUUUACAAACGGGUCCACAAAAGUGAGCAAUCCAGGGGUAGUGAGAGAGAAGGAAGAAGAGACAGGCGUCUAGAGAAGCUCGCUCAAAAAGUUUUGCACGAACACCUAAAAGUUCAAUGGUCCACAAGGACGGCUGUGGUCGAGAGAGAGAGAGAAGAGAGGACCGCUUCAGAGACCUUAAUCACGAAAGAUCAAAUCACAAUUCAAUACCAAUCCCUUAUCCAAGCAAAAUAAAAACAGACAAAGAACUUCCUUUUAUGAUAAAGGUAUGAUGAUAGCAAACAAAUGAUACCCCCAUGUCUUGAGUGUCUGCUUCAUGCAACAUGUUGGUUUGGAUUUGGUUAAUCUAAAGUUUAAGAUAAGGUUUUCGGAUUCUCUUCCUGUCUUGUAAUAGUUUCUUGUCGGAGAGCCAUCAACAACAACAACUAAAAAAAAAAAGAUUUUUAUUUCCAUUAGAGAAGAAGAAAGAAAAAGGAAAAAUCAAUGGCGAAUCCUUGGUGGGUAGGGAAUGUUGCGAUCGGUGGAGUUGAGAGUCCAGUGACGUCAUCAGCUCCUUCUUUGCACCACAGAAACAGUAAUAACCCACCGACUAUGACUCGUUCGGAUCCAAGAUUGGACCAUGACUUCACCACCAACAACUGUGGAAGCCCUAAUACUCAGACUCAGAGUCAAGAAGAACAGAAUAGCCGAGACGAGCAACCAGCUGUUGAACCCGGAUCCGGAUCCGGGUCUACGGGUCGUCGUCCCAGAGGUAGACCUCCUGGUUCCAAGAACAAACCAAAGAGUCCAGUUGUUGUUACCAAAGAAAGCCCUAAUUCUCUGCAGAGCCAUGUUCUUGAGAUUGCUACGGGUGCUGACGUGGCGGAAAGCUUAAACGCCUUUGCUCGUAGACGCGGCCGUGGCGUUUCUGUGCUUAGCGGUAGCGGUUUGGUUACUAAUGUUACUCUGCGUCAGCCUGCUGCAUCUGGUGGAGUUGUGAGCUUACGUGGUCAGUUUGAGAUCUUGUCUAUGUGUGGUGCUUUUCUUCCCACUUCUGGUUCUCCGGCUGCAGCUGCUGGGUUAACCAUUUACUUAGCUGGAGCUCAAGGUCAAGUUGUGGGAGGUGGGGUUGCUGGCCCGCUUAUCGCCUCUGGACCGGUUAUCGUGAUAGCUGCUACGUUUUGCAAUGCCACUUAUGAGAGGUUGCCGAUUGAGGAAGAACAACAACAAGAGCAGCCGCUUCAACUAGAAGAUGGGAAGAAGCAGAAAGAGGAGAAUGAUGAUAACGAGAGUGGAAAUAAUGGAAACGAAGGAUCGAUGCAGCCACCGAUGUAUAAUAUGCCUCCUAAUUUUAUCCCAAAUGGUCAUCAAAUGGCUCAACACGACGUGUAUUGGGGUGCUCCUCCGCCUCGUGCUCCUCCUUCAUAUUGAUAGUUAGAUAGGCGGUGGUUGGUGCGUUCUUUUUGCUGGAAUGAUUAUAUUUCCCAUUAGGAUGGUUAGGCUUUUGUUUAUUAAGCUAUCAAGUUUCUUUUUACGGGUAAUUCAGAUGACAAUUAGCUAGUGUUUGUUUGUUUGUUUUGUGACGGCUAUUACUGGUUUUUCUGACUUGACUAUUUUGAUCACGGAUAGCUUUGUAUGAAGGUGAAAUGAUUGUAGAAUCGUCUUUGAUAAAGCAAUGGUUUGUAGCUUUUGGAAUGGAAGCAAUGGUUCCUUUCUU